CUCAGGUCUCAGGUCACUGUCUUUCUCACUGAAACCACCAAGCCCUCUACAUCUUUAACCCUCCCCGUCGUCACGCUGACCUAACCAUGAUUUGCCUCAAAGCCAUCUCAUCCCCUCUCCACCUCCCGACCUUCCGCCGCCUCACCCCCACCUCCUCCCUCCGCGCCGCCGCCGCCAUGUCCUCCUCCUCGUCCGCGGUCGCCGCCCCGAUCGAGCACUUCGUGCUCUUCAAGGCCCGCCCGGAGGCGGUGGCCUCGGGCGCCGCGGCGGCGAUGGUCUCCUCGCUGCAGGCGCUGGCCACGCUCGUCCCGGGCCUGGCCUACAUCCACGCAGGACCGGUGCUCCGCCUCCGAUCCCCGGCCGCGGAGGCGCUGGGCCCCACGCACCUCCUCCACACCCGCUACGCCACCAAGGAGGACCUGGCGUCCUACGCGGCGCACCCGGCGCACGUGGCCGCCGUGCAGGGGCACGUCCUCCCCAACGCGCUCGACAUCACCGCCGUCGACUGGGUCAACGCCGCGCCGCUCCCGUCCCCCGUGGCCCCCGGCAGCGCCGUGCGCCUCACGCUGGCGAAGGUGAAGGAAGGGGUGGAGGUCGCGCAGCUCGUGGAGAAGGUGGCCGCGGCGACCCAGGCCGCCGGGGACGCCAAGGUGAGCUUCGGGGAGAACUUUUCCCCGGCGCGGGCCAAGGGGUACCAGUUCGGGAUGGUGGCGGUGUUCGACAGCGUGGAGGAGCUGGACGCCGUGGAAGGGGACGGCAAGGUGGAGGAGGCCAAGGCCUUGGUCAGGCCGCUGCUGGACGAGGUGAUGGUCCUGGACUUCGUCGUCGGAGAUGCUCCAACGCCCGCGAGCCUCUGAUUACAGGCUGCAGGGUCUCACUUUCGGGAUUCUGAGUGUGUUGUUGAUGUCGGAAUAAUGGAUAGAUGGACUCCCUGGUCCUGGUCCUGCAGCUUUUCAACUUGUGAUUUGUGAAAUUGGGAAUGACAGUGCAAUGAAUAAGAAUUGCUUCCCUCGAUUAAGGAUCUGUUCGGCACAUCUCCGUCUCUUUAAUCUUAGGUUAGCCUAGUCAAGACGCAUGGCACAUUCGUCAAUCUUUCACUUGACUAGCACAAGUGCACUCAUCCAACUAUAAACGAUGUUCUGCCAUGCC
This is a messenger RNA of Zea mays, 1149 nucleotides long. RefSeq lists its product as uncharacterized. The record is from RefSeq and is marked validated. The transcript has a single exon. Lineage: Eukaryota; Viridiplantae; Streptophyta; Magnoliopsida; Poales; Poaceae. Bases 87 to 857 code for a protein of 256 amino acids.